Closterium sp. NIES-65 is the source of this 2274-nucleotide messenger RNA. NCBI's taxonomy places the organism in Eukaryota, Viridiplantae, Streptophyta, Zygnematophyceae, Desmidiales, Closteriaceae. The record is from the annotation of a GenBank genome assembly.
AUGAUUCCGGACCGAAGGCAUGGAAGCUGCUACGCGAACGUGAUUCAGCCCAACACGCUGCCGAUGGUGAUUGUGUUGGAGAAGGAGUUGGCUGCCCUCUCCAUGAAACCGGGAGAUGAUGUGAAACCGGUCCUUGACAAGAUCAAGGACACCUAUGCAAGGAUGGCAGUGCCGGGCAGCGAAGUGUCGCAGAUGCAACAGUGCACCAAGAUCAUCUCGUGGCUACGGCAGCAGAUUCUGCAAGAGGACUUCCGCAGGUGCCACACGGGAGGUGGUGCUACCAACAAAACUGCUGAGGGGUAUGGAGCUGCAGGAGGCAGCAGAGGAAGAGGGGGAGGGAGAGGCCGAGGCCGUGGGAGAGGCUUUGGCAGAGGGAGAGGCCGAGGUGACUACAAUGAGGGGCAUGGGAGCUCUGGUGGCAGGGGGAGCACCCGAAUAGAGGGUGCGUGCUGGUACUGCAAGAAGGCUGGACACCCGUGGUUCAAGUGUUUCAGCCGGCCUGAGGGGUGGGCCCCUCCAGGCAUGAAGCCGCCAAGUGGUGAACGUGCACGCGGUGGCGCUGUGCAAGGAUCAGGUGCACAAGGUGUUUGUGCACAAGGUAAAGCCGACCCUGGGAUGUUCCUCAUGGUUGAGGAUGUGCAAGGGAGUGGGGGUGAUGUGGGUUCAGUUGGGAAGGUUGUGAUGCACCCCCUCACUCACUGGGUGAUUGAUUCAGGUUGCACGAGUCAUAUGACCCCACGGGCAGAUUUGCUUGAUGAGGUAAAACCUCCUGGGAAGAUCAAGUUUGUGGCUGCCGCUUCAGGUGCUUUGCUCCCUGUAAUUGGUGUUGGGAAUGCUAAGGUGAUGGGAGCCAAUGGAGAGCUUGUGGGGCUUGGGAAUGUGCUGUUGGUUGAAGGUUUGUCCGCUAACCUUCUUUCUGUGCGCCGGCUGCAGAAGAGCAAGGCUGAAGUUACCUUCGGCCCAACCAGCUGCCGUGCAAAGCUUGGGAAGUUGCUGCUGUGGAACUUGGAGGAGAAGAGCAGCUGCAUCAAGGACCUGUGGCAGCUGCCCAUCAUCCCUUGGAAGGGGAAACCACCAGCAACGGCAAAGAAAGCGGCAGCGGCUAAAGCAACUGCGGGAGGAGAGGAGACUGCACCAACUGAUGGGGCCCUGGAUGCAGUCAAGAAGGUGCAGCAGCCACAGCAGCCACAUGGUGAGGUGCUUGCUGGUGUGGAUGCGACAGCUGCAUGGGCAAAGGCUUCAUCUGGGAGUGGUGAGGCUGAUUGGGAGACGUGGCAUGAGAGGCUGUGCCAUGUGAACAUUCCUAUGCUGCAGAAGCUGGUAAAGGAUGGGUGCUUGAAGGGGCUGGAGGUGAAGGGGGGAGCAAAGGAGGUUGGGAGCUGCCCUACCUGCCUUGAGACCAAAUUCACGAAGUUUCCCUUCAGCAGCAGCACAGGACCAGCCAAGGCACCACUUGCACUAGUGCACGUGGAUGUGGUGGGCCCCACGAGGGCCCUUUCUCUCUCGGGCAGCCGCUACUUCUUGACGAUUGUGGACGACCACACGCGUGCGGUGUGGGUGUACCCUCUCAAGACUAAGGGGGAGGUGGCAGCGGCUGUUCUUAAGGAGUGGAUGCCAAGAGCACAAAGGGAAAGCGGACACAAGGUGAAGGUGAUCCGCACUGACAACGGAGGAGAGUUCAUCGGCGCUGAUUUUGAGAAGGAGCUGAGGCGGAAGGGGAUCCGAGCAUCAUCUCACAGGCUGCCGGAUCCGUUUUGGGUGACAGCACUGCGGCAGGUCGUUGUUGUGAAGAACCGGGUGCUGGCGGCUGUGGGGGACAAGCAAUGGGUCCCCUACACCAAGUGGUAUGGGAGUGCGCCUGCAGUCAACAUGCUGAGAACUUAUGGCUGCAUGGUGGUGGUUCAUGUACCUAAGGAGAAGAGGGGAAAGUUGGAAGCUUCAGGGAGAUGGGGUGUGCACUUGGGGCUUGCCAAGGACCAAAAGGGCUGGUUGAUAUGGGACUUGACGAGCCAGCAACUAACUAUGUCAAGGGAUGUUAAGUUCCUUGAGUCCUUGUUCUACAAAGAGUGGAAGCAGCAGCAGAAGAAGCUUCCUACAACACCACAGAUCAUUGAGGCCGAUGAGGUGCAGCGGCCUUCGAGGCAGGUGGAGGUUUCUGUCUCCAAGGAGGAGAUCUCUGGGGUGAAUGAUGAUGGGGGAGAACCUGAGGUGGAGCAGCAGCAGCAGCAGGAGGAGGAGCAAGGUGCUCCACAAGGUGCCGGACUGUACGGCUGA